Molecule: messenger RNA, 642 nt
Organism: Penicillium argentinense
Lineage: Eukaryota; Fungi; Ascomycota; Eurotiomycetes; Eurotiales; Aspergillaceae
Product: putative GPI anchored protein
Exons: 2
Coding region: 1-642 (213 amino acids)
Source: RefSeq, a predicted model, not a curated record
AUGCGCACUCAGCAACUUCUCGCUCUUAGCGGCCUCCUGCUGGCCAGCAAUGUCGCCAUUGCAUCCAAGUUGGACCACGACGAUGUUCCCAACCGCUGCUGGGAAGCCUGUGGCUCGGUCGUGAAUACCGCUCAGCGCUGCGACCACCAACACGACGAUGAUGACUCGGCGGAGAUCAAGUGCAUUUGCGAUUGGGAUGCGGCGAAGACCCAGGUUCCUCUCUGUGCCGCUUGCAUUGACAAGUACGACCGCGACUAUGAUAACGACGAUGACAACGAUAACGAUCGCGACGAUGACAACGAUAACGAUCGCGACGACGACUAUGAUGAUAACGAUGACAACGAGGCCCUCGACAUCGUCCGCUCGUGCAACUUUAGCACGACCACCUACAAUUCUGCUGCUGCGACCAGCACUGGGUCUACUACCACUACCAGCUCGAGGGUAUCUGCAACCAUAGCUGCCUCUUCGACGGGCAGUAGCAGUGGAAGCAGCACUGGCAGCAACACCAGUGGCAGCAGCGACAACGGUGCGACGCAGGAAGCUGCCUCUUCUACCCCCACCAAUGCUGCCGCGGGUCUGACUGCACCCGGUGCUGUGUCCAUGGCCGCCCUCGCUGGUCUGAUGCCCUUGGCGUGGCUGUAA